Phialemonium atrogriseum is the source of this 1431-nucleotide messenger RNA. RefSeq names its product phosphotransferase enzyme family-domain-containing protein. Gene Ontology annotation, molecular function: protein kinase activity. The coding region runs from base 48 to 1310 and encodes 420 amino acids. Gene Ontology annotation, biological process: protein phosphorylation. The record is from RefSeq and is a predicted model, not a curated record. The transcript has a single exon. Lineage: Eukaryota; Fungi; Ascomycota; Sordariomycetes; Cephalothecales; Cephalothecaceae.
CCUCUUCUCAAAGAAACUCCACACAGUCUCAAUCCCACCACUAAUCAAUGGCGGGAACGGAAUUCCAGGGCCUCCAGUGGGUCACCAAAACCAUUGGCCUCGAGCCGACAUGGACGCUUGAGCCAGACCUGGAAGCUGCCAAGCAGCUGGUCGAGUCGAUCAGCAUGAUAGAAGCGGGCACGAUAAACAUGUCACUUCUUGCUCAAGGCGCAUUCAACAAACUAUGCGAUAUUACCAUGUCCAAAAAAGCGGAAGCCCUCAUCCUGCGUGUAGCCUUACCGGUCGAUCCGCGAUACAAGACGCUCAGCGAAGUUGCGACCAUGGACAGGAUGCGCCAUAAUACGAAUGUCCCAGUACCUAGGGUUCUCGCCUACGAGGCUUCCAGAGCGAAUCCUGUCGGUUUCGAAUGGAUCCUGAUGGCAAAAUUGCCUGGGAAGCCGCUGGCUGAUGCGUGGAAAUCAUUGUCAUACCCGGCUAAGGAGGGACUCGCCAAGCGGUUUGCCGCAUACUCAUCUAGCCUUUUCAAGAAUCAACUGAGCGGCAUUGGGAAUAUCUACACCGCGUCGCCUCCCAAGGUGGACUGGAUUGUGUCCAUGCAUUUUUUCUGGGGUGAUCAUAUCCACCAAGAUGUACGCCGCGGGCCCUUCUCCUCGAGCAAAGACUGGAUGGAAGCACGCCUAGCACUCAGCGAACACGACUGCCGCUCAACGCUGGCUAAAUAUCCGGAUAGGAGUGGUAUUGAUAGUGACGACGAGGACGACAUAGACGACGCACAACGGACGCUCGAGAUUAUCAAGAGACUUGUGCCGCUUGUGGGCCAAAUACUCCCUAUUGAUCACUUGGAAGAUGAGCCCUCUAUGUUUUUUCACGACGACCUCUCUCGGCACAACAUCCUUGUCGACGACAGCGGUGCUCUUACCGGUGUGGUGGACUGGGAGUGCGUAUCAGCCCUGCCACGCUGGAAGGCGUGCUAUUAUCCUUCGUUUUUGGAAGGUCCGCCGCGAGAUACGAAACCCGACCCGACGAGGUACCAGCGAACCGCCGGUGGCGAGCCUGCGGACCUCUAUUGGGAACACUUGAUGGAAUAUGAACUCACAACCUUGCGCAUGGUUUUCCUCGGUGAGAUGGCGAGACUGGAGCCAGGUUGGGUGGACGUGUUUAACUCGAGCACGAUGCAGAGAGACCUGGAUCUCGCGGUGCAGAACUGUGAUAACGAAUUUAUUGCCAGGCGCAUCCAUGACUGGAUUGACGACGUUGCUGCCAGGAGAAGCAACCCACACAGUUUGCGAGAUAGGAUCGAUGAAUCUUGACGACUUUUCCUGUAGUUAUUGGGGUCUGUUUCAAUACGUGUGUCUCACAAUAUCAAACCAGUCGAGGCAUACAUAUAAUUGAAGUUGAAGGAGCCGAAUCUACUACCGUUGAGCUACGAGC